Messenger RNA from Exophiala oligosperma, 3640 nucleotides. RefSeq lists its product as hypothetical. The transcript is spliced from 2 exons. The coding region runs from base 972 to 3335 and encodes 787 amino acids. The record is from RefSeq and is a predicted model, not a curated record. Gene Ontology annotation, biological process: establishment of cell polarity; positive regulation of G2/M transition of mitotic cell cycle. Gene Ontology annotation, cellular component: cytoplasm; cell septum. Lineage: Eukaryota; Fungi; Ascomycota; Eurotiomycetes; Chaetothyriales; Herpotrichiellaceae.
AUUGGCCAGCAGGCGCGCGGCUUCUGGGCUGCCAGUGUGCACAUCAAUGAGCCUGUUUUAGCCGUCGACCCAUUCGACCACUUACCAUGCUCGUUGCACUCCCUUGACAUUGCUUGUUCGAAGCCUUAGACCAGCCAUGGCACACCCUCACUACCCUCGCCUUGUAUGACUGUCAAACGAACUACCCAUCGUCACCGCUGUAAAUAUCCGGCUACCUCCCUUCGUCUAAGAAAUAACGAACAACCCCUUUUGCCUCCAUUGCCCUGUCUUUCCCUAUCCUCCACCCCGAAUCCGAUGAUUACAGGACUCUAUCCAGGAGCAGCAACCGAUCGGCCAUUGCGCGCAGGAGGCGGGCCAGGAGGGAGGGCUGUGGCCUGUUCAUCAACGCGAUAAAUUCAAUACCGAUACAACAACAGGGCCAGAAAGCCGGAUCGUCCGCCUCAUGAAGGUUCGUGAAUAUCCUUAAGGUUGCUGAGCCCGGCAAUACUCGAGAAGCCUGCAGACGCAAGUAGGAAGUCCAUGGGGUUGCUGUGUCCAUUUCGUACCUGCCCAGCUUCGAAUCUAGACCAUUGCUGACAUCGUGCUCGCUUUAGACUUCAUCGCGGAGCAGGGACACGGGCGCGAGCUUCGCAGCCCGCAGAGGGCAUCUCCCACAACUGUCCAUCAAUGACGAAAGCCAUCAUAUCACCGAAACCAUUGGCUACCUUUACGAUGACGACGAACUCGAGCAAGACGUACGGAAUAAUAGUAUCAAUUCGCAUCAGCACACCAACCUCAAUUCACAUGGCGCUGCCAAUGGAAUACAGGCGGAGAACACGCGGGCCCUGAGGAGGACUUCAAUACCGCGAAAGCAACUGCCAGGUAGAGAGAGCACAAAUGGGAACGAUGCGACACACUCAAACGGCCUCUCUAGAGGCCUUUCAGUACAAGGACAAUCGUGGGACCGGGAUCGAUCCUCCCCUUCGCCGCCUAUGAACACUCGAGAACGGUCACCAUCUGACACGGCUACGUCUUCUUUCCCUCUGAACGAUAUCGACUAUGAAUCAAGUCCUGCUGGACUGGCGCAAGAGUUGAGCAAUCUACAAGCUUUGAGGAGAAUGUCAAUGAACGUCGGCGCUGCGGAUGACCCGGACUUGCCACAACUGAGCGCGGCUGGUAUGCCAAAUGCGCCGUCCUCUACCUCCAGUGAGGAUGAUUCCUCGCGAUUAUUCUGGGUGCCGGCCCGCUUACAUCCCGAAUUGGCACCGAAGGAGUUUAAAACAUUUCUUGAGGGCAAGGCUGAGCAGAUAAGGCGCAGGUCAGGUGAAUUGUCAGCAUUUAGCCCACCAACGUCCUCCAGAUCGAGCUCACUGAGCGUGGAAGGAGGGAACUCAGGUUUAAGGCGGAAAAAAUCCAUGCUGUCCCGACAGAUCAAUAGCUCUGUGGGCUAUCAGGACGGAGCAGAUCGACUGGAAAGGAAGAAAUCUCAGUCGCGAAGGACUACUCCGCAGGAUCCCAACCUACAGGAAUUGGAGACCUUGGUGGCCAACACUGUAGGAGUAUCGGACGUGGAGCCCGAAAAGCCUAAGGAGGACGACACCGGUGACAUUAUACUUCCAUCGGUCCCCGGCUCCAGCCUUAAGAGGUCGACGAGGACGACGUACAGACGCGGUGGCAGUUUAAAAGGAAGAGGGGCCGAUCGCAGUACCUAUGCGCAAAGAGCUGCAAGGAGAGCUGCGAGUGGAAGUCCAUCAGGGAGUAGGCCUGAAUCGCCAGAGGCCAAUGUACCUGCGAUUCCACCAAUUCCAAUCUUCGCUUCGGGCGACGUUGCGAAUCUCGCUCUAACACUUAAAGAUCCCUCUGUAUCAGCAGCACCAGCCAAAAGUGCUGCAAUGAACUUUUCGCGACCGGCAGGACGUGAUGUUUCGCCCAACGCUGGUUUGGGCUCGUCUGUCCCUUCGACCUUCGACUCAAUUUUCAAGGACGAUGACCCCUCGAGGCGGUCCAGCACGUCGAGCAUGCCAGAAAUACAAAGACUUUCGUCGGCGCCACAAUCGCCCCCCAAAUCAAACACACCGGUUGAGCGAAAAUCGGUGCCACAGAUCGUUGAGACACCACCCCCUGAAGAGCCACGCACACAUGCUCAACCUCUACGCUCAUCUUCCAUUCAAGCACCGGUCAGGCACCCUGAACGAGUAUCAUCCCGUGAAGACAAGGCCAGAAAUAUCUCUCCUCAAAGGCCUCCUAUGCCGAGCAAGGGCUCGCUGCCAAGCCUCACUGGAAGGUCUCCGCCAGGACCGAAUGCAAUGCCUCCACAAACCAAACCAACACAGAGCCUUGAGCAGCCUUCGCCUCUUCCAGGGAACGAUACGAAUACCAGCAAUUUGUCCUUCAUUCCGACACUUACUGUUGACAAACGCGCCGACAACAGGAAGAAGGAAGACAAGAAAUCUUCAUGGAGCUGGUUAUUGGGCAAAGAGGAUGGUGACAAAGAUAAAACUGAUAAGCCAAAGGCCAAGAUUGCUAAGCCACCGCAACAGCACGACAACACUAGGCUUGAUGUUUUGCAGGCUUCAAUCGAUGGUGUUGGAAAAGGUCGGGAGAGCAUCGUCCUCGACCGUGAUAGCCUAAAGCUAGACGAAGAACGUAAAAAGGAAAGUCAACGGAAAUCUUCCGGCAGUGACACGAAGAAGGAGAAAGAAAGCAUCUUCUCUACGAUAUUUGGCGGAAAGAAGGCCAAAGGAGAAAAGGAGAGUAAUUCAAAGAAGGCUCGUGAGCGUGUUCUGUCGCCGGAACCCCCGUACCGAGAACUAAGACCAGACAUCGACUACAACUGGACAAGAUUUUCGAUAUUGGAGGAAAGAGCAAUAUACCGAAUGGCACAUAUCAAGCUCGCUAAUCCACGACGGGCACUUCACUCACAGGUGUUGUUGAGUAAUUUUAUGUAUAGCUAUCUGGCGAAAGUCCAACAGAUGCACCCACAGAUGAAUCUACCCACAAGUGCGAAGCAGCAGAGGAAACAACAGCAAAAGGACCAGCAGCCAGAUGAGUUUACUCAAUAUCAGCGGUAUCAACAGCAGCAAGCACAACAACAGUCCCUGGAACAACAACAGCAACCACAAUCAUAUGGUUCUCAACAGGACAUGAAGGAUACUGCGGGAUAUGAUUACGACCGGGGCUCUGGUUCGAGAUCGAUCUCAAGAGGCAGCAAAACGUCAGUGGAAGAUAAUGGGUCAUCAUACAAAGGAGGUGGCUAUAGUCAAUACCAUGGUUCUCAACAGCAGCAACAACAACAACAACAUCAGCAAGGGCAAUAUGGGGCCCAGCUGGAUGACGAUGACGAUGAUAUGUGGUAAUACUUUGCAUUCUGUAAGGUUCUACGAAGAGAUAUUACUCUUUUGCAAAUAUCGUGUAUAUCUCUUGUCUGGAGAUGGUUUCUGCUCCUUGAGCGAAAUUUCACUCAGGGAACAUGCUCCGGGGACACGGCAGCGCUUUCUCUGCUUUCUUAGUUUCUCAUUUUCAGCAUAGCGAGAGGACGUGAGCGGAAUAUUCAAUACCAAGUUCGAGGUCCAUCUAUUGGGGGGGAUUUAUUAUAGUAGCUAUGGUCAUGUGGUAUCUGAAUAUACUGCUUACUGCCAUCUUCACGAUGGUAAAACCCUUA